AUGAACGCUUCCGAUCCAGUCGAUGUCGCCGAAAUCGCAAAGUCAAGGGCUCUUGCCCAUGAUGCGACUGUGAACGAGAAAGCUACAUACAGCAAGGAGGCCACGGUCGAUGAGAUAAAUAUUGAGCCUGCAGCACCUGUGUACGUAGCUGGAGAUCAUGAUGACGCGGAAAAAAAGGUCUAUCCUAACGAGGAAGAUCUGCGCACUCUUCGACGUGUUGCUGGAGCAUUGCCAUGGACUACAUAUACAGUGGCAUUUGUGGAACUCUGCGAGCGAUUUUCCUACUAUGGCACCACUGCAGUUUUUGUGAAUUUCAUCCAGCGGCCUCUUCCUCCCAACUCCACGACCGGCGCACUCGCAGCCGGGGCUAACUUUAGUAACGAUGUACCUGGUGCUUUGGGUAUGGGACAGCGUGCCUCAACCGGAUUGACAUUAUUCAAUUCGUUCUGGAGCUACAUCACACCCAUGCUUGGUGCAUUCCUUGCGGAUCAAUACUGGGGUCGACUUCGAACAAUUUUCACAGCUAUCGGGGUGGCCUUGGUAGGCCAUGUAAUUCUUAUCAUCUCCGCUGUCCCAAAAGUCAUGGCAACCCCCGGGGGCUCUAUCGCGUGCUUCUCUAUCGGCCUAGUGAUCAUGGGUAUUGGAACUGGUGGAUUCAAGUCCAACAUCUCCCCUCUUAUCGCAGAACAAUAUCGCGAGGAAAAGCCUAUCAUCAAAGUUCUUCCCAGUGGAGAACGUGUUAUUGUGGAUCCAGCUGCCACAGUCGCUCGCAUCUACCUCUACUUUUAUCUUAUGGUUAACCUCGGUUCGCUCAUUGGUCAAAUCAGCAUGGUCUAUGCAGAGCGCUAUGUGGGCUUCUGGCUGUCCUUUUUGCUCCCGACAAUCAUGUAUUGCAUCUGCCCAGCAGUACUUUUCAUUUGCCGGAAGCGUUACUUUUUGGUUCCUCCUACGGGCUCAGUCUAUUCUCAGGCAUUCCGUCUAUGGCGCCUAGCCAUGAAGGGCCGAUGGUCUCUCAACCCAGUGAACCUCUUCAAACGGACCACAAAUUCAGCAGACUUCUGGGACCAUGUCAAGCCAAGCCAGCUUGGCUCUGAAAAGCCUCAAUGGAUGACAUUCGAUGAUGAAUGGGUAGAUGAGGUCAGACGCGGACUUAAAGCAUGCAAGGUGUUCCUCUGGCUGCCAUUGUUUUGGCUGGCAUAUAAUCAAAUGCUCAACAAUCUCACCUCCCAAGCGGCCACGAUGCAUCUUGGUGGCGUACCAAACGAUGUUAUCAACAAUCUCAACCCCUUUGCACUUAUCAUCUUUAUCCCAAUCAUGGACCGGAUUGUUUAUCCAGGUCUCCGUCGCAUGGGAUUUAACUUCACCCCAGUCAAACGAAUCACUGCAGGUUUCUUCGUGGCUGGCCUCUCUAUGAUAGUCGCAACAGUGACCCAAUAUUACAUUUACAAGAAAGGACCUUGUGGUAAAGACGCCAACUUUUGUUUGGAAGUAAAGGGAGAACACACCAAUAUUUCAGUCUGGAUACAAACUUUGACUUACGUUCUGGGUGGCAUUUCCGAGAUUUUUGCGUCCAUCACCUCCCUUGAGUACGCAUUUACCAAGGCCCCGCGUAACAUGAGGUCCCUUGUCCAAGCUAUAGCAUUGUUCAUGAACGCCUUCUCUUCGGCUUUGGGCCAAGCCCUUGUUGGACUAUCUGAUGAUCCCUUGUUGGUGUGGAACUACGGGGUCACGGCAAUUUUGGCCUUCGUCGGCUGUGCAGGCUUCUGGCUUUCUAGUUAUAAACUAGACCGCGAAGAAGAUGAACUCAAUAUGCUACCGCAGAGCCAUUUUGAAGGUAAGGAGGAGGAGCGAGGAGUAUAA
Penicillium angulare is the source of this 1860-nucleotide messenger RNA. RefSeq lists its product as uncharacterized. Gene Ontology annotation, molecular function: dipeptide transmembrane transporter activity. NCBI's taxonomy places the organism in Eukaryota, Fungi, Ascomycota, Eurotiomycetes, Eurotiales, Aspergillaceae. Gene Ontology annotation, cellular component: membrane. The record is from RefSeq and is a predicted model, not a curated record. The transcript is spliced from 5 exons. Gene Ontology annotation, biological process: transmembrane transport; oligopeptide transport. The coding region runs from base 1 to 1860 and encodes 619 amino acids.